Messenger RNA from Triplophysa rosa, 1102 nucleotides. RefSeq lists its product as uncharacterized. The coding region runs from base 1 to 732 and encodes 243 amino acids. NCBI's taxonomy places the organism in Eukaryota, Metazoa, Chordata, Actinopteri, Cypriniformes, Nemacheilidae. The record is from RefSeq and is a predicted model, not a curated record. The transcript is spliced from 3 exons.
AUGACGAAUUUCACAGCAUCUUUGAGUGGCGUCCUGUUGCUCUUUCUGCUGCAUCACUCGACACUGAAGAGUGUGGAUGGACAGAACAUCGACAGUAACACUCUUGCUCGUGUCAUCACCUUCUUUGAGCAGAACUACAAGAUAGUUAAUGAACAUAAACAGGAACUUCAAUACGCUGUAGCCAUCAACGUACCGACGGCUCAGUGUGAAGCUGGAUUCCAGCCUUCAAAGGACAACUUUCUAACUAAUGAGAAUCCAACAGAUGUAAAACGUGACAUUGUUAAUAAGCAAUACCCUGUUUAUAAAGGUACAGAGCUCAUAGCAGCAGGAGUUAAGAAAGUUAGUCAAUCGAACUUCAUUCACUCUGAGCGUCUCCUGCUUAACCCUACUGUAGAAAUACCCACAACACCCAUGCAAAACCUUCUGAAUACAAGAGUAGACAGCUGUACUAUUCUCUUCAGCCUUAACUCUCCAUGUUCUAAAACCUGCCUUAAUGUGAACAGCCCAAAUAAGAUCCUUCCCGGCCUUGCAAACUGGAGUGCACAUAAAAGCAUUAAAGCGCUUGUCUUUAAACACGUCUUCACAGGUGAAGGAUCGACAGAUAUUUUAAGAGAAGCACUGCAGAGGAUUGCAGACAAUGUUCCUCUAUAUCGCUGUGUGAACAACGAUGAGUGUUUCUCCUGUGGUGGGAGAAAUAAUCUUCCCAUUGAUGAGAAAUGUCUUACAAAGUAAAGGAUGUUAACUCCUGGCUGAGGCAUUGCUUUAUUUCUGUCUUACUUCGCCCACUUUAAAGUUGGAAAAAAUGCAAUAUUUUAAGACUUACAAUAUGCUUGCUUGGUGCUUUAACAAAUAGUAUAUUCAAAACAAUUUUAAUAAAUCUUUUUGGCAAACUUUGAGCUUCUGUCUGAAGAUGUGAUGACUACAAUCCAAAAUGCAUGAACACGCACAUUUUUCAUGCUAUAAAUCAAGACAAUGCAAAGACUCCCACUGUUAAAACCAUAUGUCUUAUUUACUUUGCCUAUAAACAUUUUUACAUGAGGACAUCGCAGAUGCUGUAGCUGACUUCUGGGGAAAUUGUUUACCGUAGUUGCGCUUUAUUAGA